This is a messenger RNA of Oncorhynchus keta (chum salmon), 2726 nucleotides long. RefSeq names its product tubulin alpha 5 (gene tuba5). The transcript has 4 exons. Gene Ontology annotation, biological process: mitotic cell cycle; microtubule cytoskeleton organization. Gene Ontology annotation, cellular component: cytoplasm; microtubule. Lineage: Eukaryota; Metazoa; Chordata; Actinopteri; Salmoniformes; Salmonidae. The record is from RefSeq and is a predicted model, not a curated record. Bases 443 to 1555 code for a protein of 370 amino acids. Gene Ontology annotation, molecular function: GTP binding; structural constituent of cytoskeleton.
UGUGGGGCCAGACGGGGUGUUCAAUGAAGAGGACCAGGGGCCUAAUUCACGGACUGACCCCUUCAACACCUUUUUUAACACAGGAAGUUCUGGCCGCCAUGUUCCCAGGGCUAUAUUUGUGGACCUGGAGCCAACAGUGGUCGGUAAGCAAUUUAAUUUGUAACAUUUUGUUUCUCUCCACCCAUCAUUCAUGUUUGUGUGUGUGAUUGCACAUGUGUAGUGUAAAUGCAUAUCCAUCCUCAUGGGCCAGGCAGGAGUGCUAAUUGGGAAUGCAUGCAGGGACCUGUGCUGGAUGGAGCAUGGUAUCCAAGAGACAAGACCACUGGUGGUGGCGGUGAUGACCCCUUUUACACUUUCUUCAAUGAGCGUGGCUCAGGAAAGCUUGUACAAAGGGCUGUAUUUGUGGACCUAGCCAGAUGUAAUUGAUGAGGUCAGGACGGGAAUGUACAGGCAGCUCUACCAUCCUGAGCAGCUCAUCUCUGGAAAGGAGGAUGCAGCCAAUAACUACGCCCGUGGACACUACACCGUGGGUAAGGAGAUCAUUGACGGGGUUCUGGAGCGUGUCCGUAAAAUGACUGAACAGUGCACAGGGCUACAAGGAUUCCUCAUCUUCCACAGCUUCGGAGGAGGCACUGGCUCUGGUUUCACCUCUCUGCUGAUGGAGCGCCUGUCUGUUGACUACGGUAAGAAGUCCAAGCUGGAGUUUGCCAUCUACCCAGCUCCCCAAGUGUCCACAGCUGUGGUAGAGCCAUAUAAUUCCAUUCUGACCACCCACACCACCCUGGAUCACUCUGACUGUGCCUUCAUAGUGGACAAUGAGGCCAUCUAUGACAUCUGUCGGCGCAACCUUGAUGUUGAGCGCCCAUCCUACACCAACCUCAACAGAUUGAUCGGUCAGAUCGUUUCCUCCAUCACUGCCUCCCUACGCUUUGAUGGUGCCUUGAAUGUUGACCUCACAGAGUUCCAAACCAAUUUAGUCCCAUUCCCCCGCAUUCAUUUCCCUCUGGUCACCUACGCGCCCAUUAUCUCCGCUGAGAAGGCCUACCAUGAGCAGCUGACCAUCUCUGAGAUCACCACUGCCUGCUUCGAGCCAGCCAAUCAGAUGGUCAAGUGUGACCCUCGCCAUGGCAUGUACAUAGCCUGCUGUAUGCUGUACCGUGGCAAUGUGGUGCCCAAAGAUGUGAACGCUGCCAUUCAAAAUAUCAAGACCAGACGUUCCAUCCAGUUUGUGGAUUGGUGCCCCACCGGUUUCAAGGUUGGGAUCAACUAUCAGCCCCCGACUACCGUACCUGGAGGUGAUCUAGCUAAAGUCCAGAGGGCUGUGUGCAUGCUGAGCAACACCACUGCCAUUGCUGAAGCCUGGGCCCGUUUGGACCACAAGUUUGACCUCAUGUAUGCCAAACGUGCCUUUGUGCACUGGUAUGUAGGUGAGGGCAUGGAGGAGGGAGAGUUCUCUGAGGCCAGAGAAGACAUGGCUUGCCUGGAGAAGGAUUAUGAAGAGCUGGGCAGAACAAGCACAGAAUCUGAUGAUGAUGAAGCGGGUGAGGAAUAUUAAGAACCAAAUAACCAUGAUGUCCAAUCUGUCUAUUAAAAAUGUCAUAUUCUGUCUUUGUAUUCUUUCUUGUAACAAUAUAUUGUUGUAUCUGCCUGCCCUGAACAAAAACAUCUGACGUUGUAUAAACAGCCAGAUGCACUUUUUUUGUGGUUUAUUAACACCUUGUUAAUCGGUAUGUUUCAAAGUGCCAUGUUUUGCAAUUGCAAUAGUUUUCAGCUUCUGAAUAAAAUCCGUCUUGAGUACAACAUUGCAAAAUAUAUUUUUGUUUGGCCCUAGCACAUCUAGGGCCAAACUCAACCAGGAGUAGAUUGGAGAACCUUACCCACGUUCUGUUGUCAUGUUCUGUUUCAGUAAUAAUGUAUUGAGGAUUUAUAUUUAGGUUACUAACAGUAUAUUAUGAGUCUAUAGAUGUAUAAAUAUUUUAUAAUUAUGUAAUAACCAGUUGUAACCCAUUGCUGGUUGCAUUCAGUGAGCUGAUUACUGUUGCUACUGGGCUAUGGUCUCUGGAUCAUUAUUGUGGAGCGCGUCGAUGUAAUAUGCGACUAGCCUCAAACUGUGUUACAUAUUAAAACUCAUCAAUGCUCGCCCCCUGCAAAGCAGAUACAUCCAAUCAAAAUACUCCCAUCGGGGCUAUUUAAAGAACAAGAUCCGGCAGCGGUGAAGGUGUCACCUGAAUAUAUCCCUCCGCAAUAAUAAACAGUAGCCAGUGAGGAUACAAUGAAAAGCAUUUUCAAGAAUGAAUUCUCUGAAAUCAAAUUUUACCAAUCAAAAUGGUGCACAAUUAUGUAUAUUCAACUUGUCAAUGAGACGAUGUUUUGUUAGACGAACAAUAUUUGACACUAUAAUGAAGAUGCUGGUUUGGAUGUAGCAUAGGCUUCAAAUGCACUGUGUGCUACAGUACUUCACGGAGCACAUCAGUCGGGUGCAUUCAAUCUUGUGACUUAAUAAUAGGCCUCUACAUAGCCUAUAUAUGUUUCAUUACAAUUUAGUUUUUAAAAAAUUGAUCAGUCUGUCUGACUAAAGAAAAUAGUCAUUUAUGCGUGGUAUUUGUAUAUUUAUAUAUUCAUGUAUGUGAUUAACAAUUGAAAUAUUUAGGAAUAAUUUUAGAAAUAUAUUGGUGAAAUCGACAAUAAUCACAAUCCAUGUAAUAAAAGCCUAUCAUUUAUCUUGA